GGAGCGACCCGCGGGCUCUGGGGGCGACGACGUCACCCACUCGGUGUCGGGGCGCCGCAUCCCACCCCAGGGCUUUGCCAGAAAGCAGUCCGUGAGGUAGACGCUCCGGAAGCGUACGGCCCCCUGCAUCCCGCGAACUCCCCAGUCGGUCCCCAGUUCGGGGAGCAGAGGACGCUGUUCGUAGCUUGGGAACAUGUGGUUGGACGGGCCACGCCCACCAAGGGGAAGACUAGUUCUAGACCGCGCCUCCUCCUUGGGCGCCCGGAAGGACGACCAAAAUGGAGUAGCGUCGGUGAUGGAACCGAACCAGCGGAGUUAACCGUGCUACAACCCGUCGUGGGCCGCCUUCCUCAAGCCACUUUCGGGGUGCUGCGCCUGCGCACUACUCCCGGUAAACUGGCGGGCGGAACGUACACGCCCAGGGUCACUGGGGCGCGCAAAGGAGGAGGGGCGAGCUUGCGUAAGUGCGCGCACGUCCCGAAGACGCAAGAGAGCAGGCGAGUUCGGAGGAUCGGAUGGAUAGAGUGGCGCAGCCGGUCGUUUGGUGGGCGAUCAGAUCAAACAUUGUCUGGUGAUCAGAUCGUCCUCAUACCUUCACAUAGUUACCCUAAAGCGACUUCCCAGGAGGUUUCUUCAGGAUGCCUGCAGCACUUGUGGAGAAUAGUCAGGUUAUCUGUGAAGUCUGGGCCAGCAAUCUAGAAGAAGAGAUGAGGAAGAUCCGCGAAAUUGUGCUCAGUUACAGUUACAUUGCCAUGGACACAGAAUUCCCAGGUGUUGUGGUCCGACCGAUUGGUGAAUUUCGUAGUUCCAUAGAUUACCAGUAUCAGCUUCUGCGGUGCAAUGUUGACCUUUUAAAAAUCAUCCAGCUGGGCCUAACCUUCACAAAUGAGAAGGGAGAAUAUCCUUCUGGAAUCAACACUUGGCAGUUCAACUUCAAAUUCAACCUUACAGAGGACAUGUACUCCCAGGAUUCCAUAGACCUCCUCGCCAACUCGGGGCUGCAGUUUCAGAAGCAUGAGGAAGAAGGGAUCGACACGCUGCACUUUGCAGAGCUGCUUAUGACGUCAGGAGUGGUUCUCUGUGACAAUGUCAAAUGGCUCUCGUUUCACAGUGGCUACGAUUUUGGCUACAUGGUAAAGUUGCUUACAGAUUCUCGUUUGCCAGAAGAAGAACAUGAAUUCUUUCAUAUUCUGAACCUUUUCUUCCCAUCCAUUUAUGAUGUGAAAUAUUUGAUGAAGAGUUGCAAAAAUCUUAAGGGAGGUCUUCAGGAAGUUGCUGAUCAGUUGGAUUUACAGAGAAUUGGAAGGCAACACCAGGCAGGCUCAGACUCGCUGCUGACAGGAAUGGCAUUCUUCAGGAUGAAGGAGUUGUUUUUUGAGGACAGUAUAGACGACGCCAAGUAUUGCGGGCGGCUCUACGGCCUCGGCACGGGAGUGGCUCAGAAGCAGAACGAAGACGUGGACUCUGCCCAGGAGAAGAUGAGCAUCCUGGCAAUCAUCAACAACAUGCAGCAGUGAUCGCAGCCGGCCCUGCAGCGGGCCGAGCCCGGACUGGCUCUUCCUGAGCCUGUGCUCACUUUCCCCGAGGGAGGACGCUGCUUGUGAGCAGACUGCUGGCCAUCUGCGUGGAGCAGGAAGACUGCGGUUUUACUGAAGGCAAAAGGUGUCUUUAUUUUAGAUCCAGAAGAGGGGAGUUUGCUCUGCAUUUGUAAACAGGUCUUCCCUAUUCCUCAGCCCCAUGCCUCCUGCCACCAGCAUCCACGGCUCAUGUGACACUAUUUUAGAUAUCCAGGACAAGUCUGAAAGAAAUGAGUAAAAUGUAUAUAACUCUUACCUGUUGUCAUUCUUUUUCUUUUAAAUUUGUUGCUAAUCCUGAUAAGAUUGUGAUUUACAGCUGAGGGUUUCCAGAGGAAAUGGUAUAACACAGUGUUCUUGGGAAGUGGUUCUGAGUUUUUGCUCCCAGUCCCCCCUCCUUUACUCUUCUUGAAGACAUUGGCUUUCCUCACACUUUGGUAGUCUCUCUUUUUUUUUUUUAUUUUUGGUACC
Molecule: messenger RNA, 2045 nt
Organism: Fukomys damarensis (Damara mole-rat)
Lineage: Eukaryota; Metazoa; Chordata; Mammalia; Rodentia; Bathyergidae
Gene: Cnot8
Product: CCR4-NOT transcription complex subunit 8
Exons: 7
Coding region: 639-1517 (292 amino acids)
Cellular component (GO): CCR4-NOT complex; CCR4-NOT core complex; P-body
Molecular function (GO): nucleic acid binding; poly(A)-specific ribonuclease activity
Source: RefSeq, a predicted model, not a curated record